AUGGUCAACUUCACCGCAUUCAUCACCCUUGUCAUGGGUAUCACCACGUUCUUCAAGAACAACAUCCCCGGCGCCAACAUCUUCACUUCAUGGAGCCAGAAACUUCUCGCCGCCCCCCCUCAGCCCUACUACGAUCGCGAAGGAAAAUUCACCAUCACCUACCGCGGCUACGAGGAGGAAUACACUGUCAUCACUCCGGUCUACCCCACCACGACCUUCUUCACAACCACCUUCACUGCGGCACCAACCAUCACUGAUGCCUUCGCUACACCCACGGCACUCCCUGGCAAGGAGCUCAUUCUCUUCACCGGCACUGUCACCUCACCAUCAUUCUUCACAUUGGCAAAGGAGUUUGUCUGCGCCAUGUUCACUCUACCACCUGCCGUCACUGCCAACGCCGCUUCAGUGGUCACUGCCUUCCUUUUUGGAACCCUUCUCCUGCUCGCCUACGUCGGUUUCCUGGCCUCCUCUCCUCCCGUCAUGACACCCGAAGAUCUCCUUUAUCUCGAGGAGCAAGUCUACGAGAAAGACGAGCUCCUCAAGAGACUUCGUCGCUGGCAUGGCGAGGACCUCGCAGAGCUUCGCGGCCGCCUGCAGGUCCAGAGGGAGGGGGCAGACGAGCGCCUGGCCACCACCAUCGCCAAGCACAACUCCGCUAUGGCCGACAAGGACCACGAGAUCCUUGCGCUUCGUCAGGAACUGGCUGGCGCCGAACUCCGCGAGGAGCAGGCCCGGUUCAAGAGCUCUGACGAGGUCAUCAAGAUGCACAAGGAGAUUGGUCACCUCCGAAGUGUUGUUGAUGACCUCGAUCAGAAGCUCGAGGACGCUGGUGUCCUGGCUGCCCUCGGUGAGGAGGCCCAGGAGAAGAUCAAGGAUGCCGAUGAGCGCGCCAUCGCCGCUGCUCAGCAGGCCCUUGAAGCAAGCCUGAAGGUCGAGGCCGCCGAGAAGGCCCUUAAGGAGAAGAUCGCUGGCGAGAGGAAGCGGGCCCAGGCCGCCAUUGACGAGGUGGUCGCCAAGGCCAAUGGUCUGAGGGACCAGGUCAAGAUCGGAGAGUACAAGAUCCAGGACAUGAGGGCAGAGGUCAAGGAUCUGAAGGCAGGAGCAGUGGGGGCUGCUUCUGUCCCGAUGCCACCUAUCCUCGAAGGCAAGUCCACGGUCACCAAAGAAAAGGAGGUGCGUGACCGUAUCCAGACGGCCGCCUCCACUUUGGGUGCUCUUCCGGUGUUUGCACCUGCUGCUCCUGACGCUGCCGCCGCUGCUCCCACUGUUGCUGCUCCUGAGCCCAUCGCGCCAGGAGCACAGCAGGAGCAAGUGCGCCGCAUCCGCCGCCGUGCGCCUGUCGGUCCUUUCCCAGACCUUCGUUCUCGUCAGGGUGGAAAGAAGUAG
Messenger RNA from Aureobasidium namibiae CBS 147.97, 1386 nucleotides. RefSeq lists its product as uncharacterized. The record is from RefSeq and is a predicted model, not a curated record. Bases 1 to 1386 code for a protein of 461 amino acids. The transcript has a single exon. NCBI's taxonomy places the organism in Eukaryota, Fungi, Ascomycota, Dothideomycetes, Dothideales, Saccotheciaceae.